Saccostrea cuccullata (small rock oyster) is the source of this 2186-nucleotide messenger RNA. RefSeq lists its product as uncharacterized. Gene Ontology annotation, molecular function: protein binding. NCBI's taxonomy places the organism in Eukaryota, Metazoa, Mollusca, Bivalvia, Ostreida, Ostreidae. The record is from RefSeq and is a predicted model, not a curated record. The transcript has 8 exons. Bases 1 to 2178 code for a protein of 725 amino acids.
AUGGAAGAAAAGGUCAUUAAAAAAAGUCCUAAGUUGCCUAAUUCCUCUAAAGUUCACCCCUUUGAGGAAAACGUUGGGAAAGAGAUUUACUUGGUUAUGGAGGGAGGUCAAAUUGUUUAUCGGAAUCUUUUGGACAAGAAAGUUUCAGAGGUGAAUCAUGGGAACCUGGAGAACUAUCUAUAUAACGCUGAACGGUAUCAAAUUUUGCUCCGACAUUAUGAAGCCAAACAAAUGACUGUCGAACAGUGGCAUACCAUUUACCCAUUAAACAAAGAUACAGUGACCUCGAAAAACUUUGACAUCACAACUUUGUCCAUCCUAGUCCUCUACACGUGCAAUUUUACGGGCGAGUUACUGCAGGAUAUUCAGCAGCUAAGGAAAAAACGGAAUUAUUUGUUCCAGCAUGUUGACGAAGGCAUUCCAGACACAAAAUUUGAACAUGAAUAUGAAAAUGUUCUGCAAAUACUAGUAGAUCUAGGGCAUUGGGUGAGUAAUGAUGUGGAAAAUAAACUCAAAGAUCUUGCUAGAUACGUGAAAGGCAUGCCUGUGACUCAAGAAAUUCUUGACCACUACGUCACUUCACUGCAGACAUGGUGCUUCAGCGAAAUGGGCAUCAACAAGUGUCUUUCUGAAUUGAAAUCAAUUUUAAAGGUCGGGAAAAUUAAUUCAAAACAUACAAGUAAAGUUCUCGAAAGACUGAAGUCACUAACAGAAGAAAAUGGAAAAAUUGGCAUGAAGCUGGAACCUGGACUUCAACCAGCUCUGCUAAAGAAAGAGCUCGCCAAAAUAGCAUUCAAACUCAGGCAGCAAAAGGGAAGCGACAAAGAACUGGUGAUGGUGAAGACUAUAAUGGGUGCACUGACCACAGACUGCGACGAUAAUCGGGAUCUGGAAAACAUCUCAAAGAAACUUCCAAGAUUCCACGAAUUCCACGAUAAUUUCUGUUUUAAUUUGAGGAACUUUGUUCAAGAAAAUCUUGCAAAUAUUUUACAAGUUGAUGGGUCUUUAAUGGCAGAAGUAUUCUUCAGAAUUUACAGAGGAGAAAUUCGUUGUCCUCAGCUGGAAGUUAACACAAUGAAAGAACUUCAUAAUCCCAAUAAACAGAAACUAUUUCUGCAGGGUAUGGACAACCUUAAAAUGACAGUCCAAAAACGAUCAUUGUUCCUGCAAGAGAUUUCUGCCAGAACAACCUGGCUAGCGGUACUACAUGAUUUAAGCGCAUGGGAAGAUGCUAUUCUGAGGGUGUUUAGAGACCAAGGCAUGCAGCGGAAAUUGACACAAGCGGGACCUUGCUGUCUGGGGUCCAAAAUUUCUGAAGAUAUUGUCAUAGAUAUAAAUAUUGUAUGGAAAGCAUACAAGGAACAAGGAAAAUGUUACGAAGAAUUCACUGCUAGCAACAGUACUUGUCAUUUUUAUCUGGACAGGUAUUUCUUGACCGGUGACUAUUCGAGUGAAAUGGAAGUUAAACCACCACCAAACAUAAUCAUAGAGAUACUAUUAAAGAAAGGGGGUGAAUAUGACUUACGUAUGGAAGAAAAAUUAAGUUUCGCUCUACAGAUGGACUGGAAAAACGAAAUAAUGACUGACGGUUUGGAGGUGGAAGUGACUGUUGAAAGUGCGGCUCCAAAAAUGGACUUCCGGUUUUCGUCAAGAGACACCAUCAAAAAAUUCAAUCAGACUUCAUCAGUAAAGGAUGUGGUUUCAAAUAUAUUUGAAAAGAAGAGGAUAAAAGACCUUUUAGAGAGAACCUCAUUAGAUGUUAUCGUCAGGGCUGAGUUUCAUAUGUCCGAAUAUUCAGUUAAAGGCAUUGUUGAACCAGGUGUACCCUCCCCGCCAAGACACGUGAAGGUAAUUGAUGCCACCACCCAUACUCUUACCAUAGAAUGGAAAGAACCAAAAAUAGACUAUGGACUACCCAUACUCGCCUACCACGUGGAACGAUUUGACUUUAUAAAGAAGAAAUGGAUAAGGACCGGAAACACGGAGCCCCCAGUGACGACCUACAGGAUCGCUGACCUAGAAAUGGGACACAAGUAUAAAAUACGAGUGUUAGCCGUGAACAAACUGGGUCGCAGCAAUCCCUGUACAACAGAUGGUCCUGUAUCCCUCCUACGUCUGCCAGGUAGUCGUGGAAAAUCUUUAGCAGUAAAUAGAAAAGAAAGAAGGAUCAAAAUAUGAAACUACAU